Molecule: messenger RNA, 3067 nt
Organism: Nematolebias whitei (Rio pearlfish)
Lineage: Eukaryota; Metazoa; Chordata; Actinopteri; Cyprinodontiformes; Rivulidae
Gene: polr3e
Product: polymerase (RNA) III (DNA directed) polypeptide E
Exons: 21
Coding region: 104-2161 (685 amino acids)
Biological process (GO): DNA-templated transcription
Cellular component (GO): nucleus; RNA polymerase III complex
Source: RefSeq, a predicted model, not a curated record
GACAGGUGAAACUGAGCAGUGAAAGGUACAGGUUGGAUCCCUGAGAUCAUCUGCUGCUCCUCUCUUGUGACAUCUUUCAGCAUUUGGUGAGGAUUACACCACUAUGGCCAGUGGUGAUGAAGAUGACCCCAUUAUAGAGGAGAUCGAUGUGUACCUCGCCAAAAGCCUUGCAGAUAAACUGUACCUUCUCCAGUAUCCGGUCCGACCGGCCUGUAUGACCUACGAUGAUGUCAACCACCUGUCUGCUAAGAUCAAGCCCAAACAACAGAGGCUGGAGCUGGAAAUGGCCAUCAGCACCGCGAGUCCGAACUACUGUCGCAGUAAAGGCGAGCAAAUCGCUCUGAAUGUAGACGGCAUGUCCUACGAUGAAACCAACACUUACUCGUCAAAAAUGAUGGACAAACAGACGUUUUCCUCCAUCCAGGCCACCACCGACACCUCCAAAUACGCAGCUGCUUUGUUUCGUAAAGGUGAGCUUCAUAUCACCCCCCUGACGGGAAUCCUGCAGAUGAGACCCAGCUUCUCUUAUUUGGACAAAGCUGACAACAAAACCCGAGAGCGUGAAGCGGCCAAUGAAGGUGGAGAUUCCUCCCAGGAAGAAGCCGAAGAGGACGCGAAGGCGAUUACGGUGAGGUUCGCCCGUCCCGAAUCGGAGCAGGCCCGGCAGAGGAGGUUCCAGUCAUACGAGUUUCUGCAGAAGAAGCAGGCAGAGGAGCCUUGGAUCCACCUGCAGUACCACAGUGCAACGGACGGGCGCUCGGAGCAUGAAAGGCAGUACCUGUUCUGUCAGUCAGUGGACUCUUCGCAAAAUUCUGAGCUGGUCAAAACUCCAAAGGAGUACUUGACCAUGCUGAUGCCCCCUCUCACGGAGGAGAAAGUUGCCAAACCAGUCGGUCCAAGUAAUGUGCUCUCCAUGGCUCAGCUCCGCACCCUGCCGCUGGGAGAUCAAGUCAAGACGCUGAUGAAGAACGUCAAGGUGAUGCCGUUUGCCAACCUGAUGGGUCUGCUGGCCUCUGGUAUCGACCAGACCGCGGUGCUGCGCUGCAUUCAGCAGGUGGCGCUGCUGGUUCAGGGAAACUGGGUUGUAAAGAGCGAUGUUCUGUAUCCUAAGAACACUUGCAGCGCUCACAGCGGCGUCCCUGCUGAAGUCCUCUGCCGUGGCAGAGACUUUGUGAUGUGGAGGUUCACACAGGAGCGCUCCGUGAUGCGAAAAGAAAUUACUUCCAUCAUCAAACUUCCUCCUGAGGAUGUGAAGGAGUUCCUCGAACACGUGGCGGCUCCUCGGGUCAACCGUGGCUGGGAGUUCCUGCUGCCGACCGAUGCGGACUUCGUCAAGAAGCACCCAGAUAUCGCCCACAGGCAGCAAAUGCUGUGGCUUGGUAUCCAAAGCAAGUUGGAAAAGGUUUUUAAUCUCUCAAAAGAAGAUUUUGUGCCAAAGAAUGCCCCACAACCAGAGCCGGUCCACAUCAGCGGGGAGCAGCGUCUGAGGAUGGCUCAGGAGCGAGCACAAGAAAAGCAGACGUCGCUGCAGCGGGACCUGGAUGUCAGGCGUGCAGGAAGCGGCGUCCAAAUCAAUCAACAGCCUGUAAGCAACAGGGAGGACGAGCCAGUGGACACCUCCUCUGUCCCCAACGGCUCUGUUAAUGGUUACCCUGGUGCCGCCUCCCCAGGCUCGGAUCUCGCUAACGGAGGGAGCCCCUCCAGCACGCUGUCCCUGGAGCUGCAGGACUUUGUGUUAAAGACUUUCCGGAAACAUUUUGUGCUGACGCUGAACGAGCUAAAGCGGCUGUUCAACCUCCACCUAGCCUCCAUGUCGGCGGGACAGAGCGUCCUUCGCUCCAUGUCCGACCACGUGCUGCAGGACGCCGUGCUGCUCUGCCGCUGCAAACAGAUCAUGGUGCCUUUUCCUGCUCAGAGCAAAGCAGCUCCAGAUGAACAGAAGGUUUUCGGCUUGUGGGAGGCAGGAGACGACUUCGACAAGCAUCGUCAGCUGCUCUUCGACUUGUUCGGAAAGAACUACCGAGUUAGGAGGUCCAUGAUUCAAAGCAGACUGGCUCAGGAGCUCGGAGAACCAACGAAAGCCGAGCUGGAUCGGCUGCUUCAUGAGUGCUGCAUCAGCUAUGCGGGGAUGUGGUACCUUAAGGGAACGUUGCAGUCCUGACCCCGACAACCUGCCUCCCUCCUCUUUCACUCACUGACUGACAAUCAGAUUUUCUCCCACAUGUCGGAGGGGGAGGGCAGACGGGACAUAAGAGCCGGUCACAGCAGCCGGUUCAAGUCUGAGAGCCGGUGAUGGCAGGACAGACGUCGCCCGCUGCUGCUCAGAAGCUUUUCCGACUUUAAAACUGUAAAUCGGAGAGAAAACAGGAACUCUGAAAGCUGGAGAGUCUGAAGAAACUGAACAUAAAAUGAAGAAAGAGUGAAAACACAUUUACGGUUUAUCAUUUGAACAUUUCAUUGUACUCCUGAUGGGUUCCCGUUUUUACUUUCAUCCAACCUAAAGGCCUUGAAACAAGGAACAUCAGUUUAUUUAACUGUCUGAUUUUGGUUUAAAAUACUUGCUGCACACGGUGAUGGGUUAAAAAACAAAGUGGGACAAAUACCCAGUUUAGAUUAGUUUUAAAUGGUUUUUGGGAAUGGAGGACCUGGAAUCUUUUUCUCUUUCUGUUCAUCAGACAGACAUUUAGUGAUUUAUCAACUUUAACAGACUAAUUUGUUUGAAGUGGUUGAUGCUGCGGGUUUGUUCAAGCUGAACGCAGGUUUUUCUUGGAGCGACUGAAGUUUGGAACAGAACCAAUAAAAAUGCAUUUUGGGAUGAAAUGUUUUCAGCUCCUAAAUAAUUAAAAACGGCAGCGCAGGAGCCAAAACUCUGAGCAAAAGGUCGUUUUCAUGUUUAGCCUCCAUUUAAAGUGUCGGCCUCACAAAAUGUUCAAGAAAAAACAAAAAGCUCUGAUUUUAGAAUAUUUAAGAAUGAGGUGUGUAAUUUAUGCUGAAUAAAGUAAAUAGUUUCUGAAAGCAAGUAGCUCGGGGGCCAGACAUCCAGCAAUGAAAGUAAUUAUGUAAAUAA